Molecule: messenger RNA, 1722 nt
Organism: Schizosaccharomyces octosporus yFS286
Lineage: Eukaryota; Fungi; Ascomycota; Schizosaccharomycetes; Schizosaccharomycetales; Schizosaccharomycetaceae
Product: tRNA (guanine-N2-)-methyltransferase catalytic subunit Trm11
Exons: 5
Coding region: 134-1510 (458 amino acids)
Biological process (GO): methylation
Cellular component (GO): cytoplasm
Molecular function (GO): nucleic acid binding
Source: RefSeq, a predicted model, not a curated record
AAAAAACAGGCGCUUCAGGAUUUUUUGGAUGCAUUUAGGAAAUUAAUUUAUUUAAGCAAUUAUUGGAGUUGAAUUAUAAAUUUAAAAGAUACCGGUCUACUGUAUUGGCAAGCGCAGGAAUAAUUCAGUCGAAAUGCCUAUUUAUCUUCUUCACCUAGCUUCGACACAUGCUGAUUUUCAUAUACCUGAAUUGGAGACGUUAGCAAAGAUUGAGUCCAUUUCUUAUCGAUGGGUCAAGCCUUCUUGCAUCGAGGAAAGUUCAGAACUACAAGAAAAUAGCAUUGGAGAUUAUCCAAGAGAAAAGCCUGUAUAUCCCAUUAACCAUGCAAAUGCCACGACAUUAAAUCCAUUUCUGUUAGUAGAACUUGAUGAUGACGCGUCUGCUUCUAAAUGGGUUCGAAGAUCAAUUUUCUGUAAAAAUAUCUACGAGUUAUAUGGCUUUGCAGAUACCUUCGAAAGUUUACAUGAUUAUCUUUCCAAGCUUCCUUCACCUCCUUGGCUACAAUAUCAAAAGGAUACCUCAUAUAAGUUCACAUUUGAAACAUUUGGCACCCGACGAACGAUGGAAGAACAAUUAUCUAUCAUAAAUGAUUUUGGAUACAUGAAGUUGGAGGGUCUAGUCUCGAUGAAGCGUCCUGAAUGUAUUUUCACCCUUUUGGAAAACCGCAGUAAAGAUAUUGAAGGACCAAAAUUGUAUUUUGGUCGAUGGUGCGGUGGUAGUUCAAGAGACGCCGUUGACAAGUUUGAUUUGAAAAGAAGAAAUUAUAUAGGGAUCACUAGCUUUGAUGCUGAACUUUCACUUAUAACAGCCCAGAUGGCUAUGGCGAUGCCGGGUAAAUUGAUAUAUGAUCCAUUUGUCGGCACAGGAAGCUUCCUAUACACGUGUAGCUAUUUCGGUGCUUUUACUAUGGGUUCUGACAUUGAUGGAAGGCAGAUGAGAGGGAAAGGAGGGAAAUCAAUACGAUCUAACUUUACCCAGUAUCAACUUGCAGGUUCCUUUUUAGAUGUUUUUACUGGAGAUGUAACCAAUUGUCCCCUCAGGGAAAAUUUUUUACUUGAUGCAAUUGUUUGUGAUCCUCCUUAUGGGGUUCGCGCAGGUGCAAAGAAAAUAGCAAAAUCUUCGUCAGGUUCUUCCACUCCCAAUCAAUUAAAUUCAAAUUCAACAUCUCAUUAUCCUAAGCUGGAGCAAUAUCAGAUUAGUGAUAUGGUUUUCGAUCUAAUCUGUUUUGCAGCCAAGCACUUAGCCGACUAUGGCCGAUUAGUACUUUGGCUUCCUACUAUCACGGAGGAAUAUAGUGUUGAGGACAUUCCUCGUCAUCCUUGUCUCUCUUUAAUAUAUAAUAGUGUUCAACCAUUUACGCAUUGGUCUCGCCGUUUGUUAACUUUCGAACGUUUACCCCGAUCUGAAACACAAAACGUAUCAUUAGAAUUUUUGGAAAAGGCUUCAAAGGCUCCUUCUCAUCAUGAUUUCCGUAGAAAGUACUUUAUGGGUGCACAUCGUACUACCUAGCCUUUGCCAGCUAUUAUAAUAGUAAUUAGUUUUAAGAUGAGGUUACAGACAUUUGAGAGUAAAUGUCAUUUAUGCGAGUUAGUAUAUUUUAAAAAUUUUGAAAAAAAACAAUGUAACAUUGCUGUGCUCUCCAUAAACUCCAUGCCCAUACUAACUUCAUUGAACAUUCAGAUUUUCUAAAAUAUUUGCUUAUACCUCUACCUCCACCGAAA